AUGAACUUCCAGGUGACAGGCCUGGGCCUGGACAAGAUGAAGCUGGACAGUUCUCAGUCUUUCCUGGACCGGGAGGUGACAGAGGAGAUGGAGGAGAUGGAGGGUCAGCAGCUGCUGGAGCCGGAAGCUUGGAGGACCUACAUGGAGCACCGCAACACGCUGCGUGAGUUCCUGACUUCGGACCUGAGCCGCCAGCUGCUCAAGCGCCACCAUGCCCGCAUGCAGCUGCUCAAGAAGUGCUCCUACUACAUCGAGGUCCUGCCCAAGCACCUGGCCCUGGGCGACCAGAACCCACUGGUGCUGCCCAACACCAUGCUCCAGCUCAUCGACCCCUGGAAGUUUCAGCGGAUGAAGAAGGUGGGCACAGCACAGACUAAGAUCCAGCUCCUGUUGCUCGGGGACCUGCUAGAGCAGCUGGACCGCGGCCACGCCGAGCUGGAUGCCAUGCUUGAGUCGCCUGACCCACGGCCCUUCCUGGCUGGCUGGGGGCUGGUGGAGCAGCAGCUGGCAGACUUGUCGGCUAUCAUGGACAACUUCCUGACCAUGAUGGUGCCCGGGCGACUGCACAUCAAGCACCGUCUUGUGUCCGACAUCAGUGCCACCAAGAUCCCGCACAUCAGGCUCAUGCUGAGCACCAAGAUGCCGGUCAUGUUUGACCGAAAGGAGUCAGUGGCCCACCAGGACAGGGUCAGCUUGCGCUGGUUUGUCACCAUCCAGCCGGUGGCGCUGGAGCCGUUUGAGCUGCGCUUCAAGCUGCUGGACCCACAGACACAGCAGGAACGCAUGCAGUGUGGCAUCAUCCCUGUGGCCACCUGCACCUUUGACAUCUGCAACCUGCUACCCAAUCGCUACUACAAGUUCACCAUCAAGAGAGCUGAGAGCUACACGCUGGUGUAUGAGCCCUGGCGGGAUAGCCUCACCCUGCAGACUAAGCCGGGGGUCCCUGAAGUGCCCAACCCCAGUCGGCUGGGUAAGCCCAACCCACCCCUGACCAUACCUUCUGACAGAUGA
Cynocephalus volans (Philippine flying lemur) is the source of this 1011-nucleotide messenger RNA. RefSeq names its product fibronectin type III domain containing 11 (gene FNDC11). NCBI's taxonomy places the organism in Eukaryota, Metazoa, Chordata, Mammalia, Dermoptera, Cynocephalidae. The coding region runs from base 1 to 1011 and encodes 336 amino acids. The record is from RefSeq and is a predicted model, not a curated record. The transcript has a single exon. Gene Ontology annotation, molecular function: protein binding.